Molecule: messenger RNA, 531 nt
Organism: Propithecus coquereli (Coquerel's sifaka)
Lineage: Eukaryota; Metazoa; Chordata; Mammalia; Primates; Indriidae
Gene: LCN1
Product: lipocalin 1
Exons: 6
Coding region: 1-531 (176 amino acids)
Molecular function (GO): small molecule binding
Source: RefSeq, a predicted model, not a curated record
AUGAAGACCCUGUUCCUGGCCAUCAGCCUCGGCCUCAUUGCUGCCCUGCAGGCCCAGGACCUCUCGGCCGCGGACGAGGAGAGUGAGGAUGUGUCAGGGAAGUGGUAUGUGAAGGCCGUGACAACCGACAAGGAGAUUCCUGGGAAGAUGCUGGAGUCCGUGACUCCCUUGACCCUCGCGGCCCUGGAGGGGGGCAACCUGGAAGUCACAAUCACCACUCUGGUAAACGGCCAGUGCGAGGAGGUAAAAAUCAUCCUGGAGAAAACAGACGAGCCGGGCAAAUACUCGGCCUUCGGGGGCAAGCACACAGUGUACAUCAUCAGGUCGUCUGUGAAGGACCACUACAUCCUCUACUGUGAGGGCGAGCUGCACGGGACGCAGAUCCGAAUGGCAAAGCUCGUGGGCAGAGACACCGGGAACAACCAGGAAGCCUUGGAGGACUUUAAGGAGGUCACGGGGGCCAGAGGACUCAGCUCGGAGCACCUCGUCAUCCCCAAGCAGAGCGAAACCUGUUCUCCAGGCAGCGAUUAG